This is a messenger RNA of Trichoplax adhaerens, 1488 nucleotides long. RefSeq lists its product as uncharacterized. The transcript has a single exon. Gene Ontology annotation, molecular function: UDP-glycosyltransferase activity. The coding region runs from base 1 to 1488 and encodes 495 amino acids. Lineage: Eukaryota; Metazoa; Placozoa; Uniplacotomia; Trichoplacea; Trichoplacidae. The record is from RefSeq and is a predicted model, not a curated record.
AUGGUCAUUACCUUGUUUUUAACUUUGCUAUCGAGUAACACUUUCGGAUUAAAAGUCGUCACUUUACCCAUGUAUGGCAAAAGUCAUACCAUCAUUAUGGAAAUUGUCAGUCGAGAACUGCAAUUGCGUGGACAUGAUGUUAUUUUAGUGGUCGAAGAGAGAGACGCCUUGGAAAAUAGCCAAGUUCCUAUGGCUAGAUUUAAUAUUGAUCAGCCUAUUAGCUUUGAUAAAAUUACCAAACUAAUUAAUAGUAAGAACGGUAAUGCAGUUAUUGCUUAUAUGAUCCAAGUACAAAAAUCAUAUUGCAGUAAAACCUUGAAUAACACUCGAAUCAUGCAAGCUAUUGCCGAUGCCGAUGUCGUUGUUAGCGAUCUUGUCUACCUUUGUAGCUAUUUAUUACCUGAAAAAAUAGAUAAAGUCAACAUUUUACUAUCACCUGGCGCUUUCAUGGAUUUGUAUAUUUAUGGCUUAUUGGAAAAUCCCAAUCCACUAGCUUAUAUACCCCAAUUUGGUGUCCAAUUAACUCCACAGAUGUCAUUCUAUCAACGCAUUGUCAACUGUUUUGCCGGUAUUUUGACGAAGCUCAUUGUCCAUUAUUAUUCCACUCCUGCAAUCAACGAAUUACGCCAACAAUUCAAUAUUAGCUUAAACCUUUCUCUACGCCAAUUAUUUUUAAAACCUUCACUUGUAUUAUUGAAUGCUGAUUUUGCGAUUGAAUUUGCACGACCACUACUACCUAAUGUUCGUAUGAUUGGCCCAUUAACACCUCAACCUCCUGCUAGCCUACCUCAGAAGUUGCAACUAUUUAUGGAUAAAUGUCAUCGUCGUGGUGUUAUUUAUGUUUCACUUGGUAGCCUAUAUCAAUUUCGUGAUGAUCAAUUACCUGCAUUAAUGGAUGCAUUUGCAAGGCUAUCACACUGCAUCUUAUGGAAGACUGCAAAAGAAAUCGAUAACCUCCCUUAUAACGUUAAUAUCGGAAAAUGGCUACCUCAAAAUGAUAUUUUAGGGAGUCAAAGUGUUAAAGCUUUUGUAACUCAUUGUGGCUCCAAUAGUAUGUAUGAAGGGGCUUAUCAUGGUGUUCCUAUGAUUGGCAUUCCUAUAACAAACGAACAAAAUACAAACAUGAUACGCAUGAUUUAUGCUGGUAUUGCAGUCCAUGUAAACUAUAACGACUUUAAUGCAAGUGAUUUAGUUUCAGCAAUUUCACAAGCGACCAACAACGACAGCUUUACUCGAAACGUCAACAAAAUUUCAAGACUACUGCGUAAUAAACCGCGCACUCCACGCCAAUCCGUAGUCGAUUGGAUUGAAUAUAUAGCCGAAGGUAAAGGAGCAAAUCACUUAAGAGUCUAUCAAUACAGCUUAUCUUUUUGGCAAUUAUACUUUCUGGAUAUGGCCUGCUUAAUUAUCGUCUUACUGUCGGUAAUCUAUUACUGCUUUCGAAGCUCUUGUUGUCGAGGAAAAUCCGUUAAAGAUAAAUCUGACUAA